This is a messenger RNA of Schistocerca nitens (vagrant locust), 663 nucleotides long. Its product is annotated as ankyrin repeat and SOCS box protein 10-like. Bases 1 to 663 code for a protein of 220 amino acids. The transcript is spliced from 3 exons. Gene Ontology annotation, molecular function: protein binding. NCBI's taxonomy places the organism in Eukaryota, Metazoa, Arthropoda, Insecta, Orthoptera, Acrididae. The record is from RefSeq and is a predicted model, not a curated record.
AUGGAGAGGUGCGAGCAGCAGGUGGCGCGCGACCUGAGCGUGGAGAACGCCGCAGCCGCUGCGGGCCUGGCCGUGCUGCACCGCUGCGCGGCACUGAGGGGUGCUGCCGUGCAGUUCAUAGCGAGCCACCCCGAGGUGCUGGCCACCGGCGGCUGGGCGCGGCUGCUGAUCCUGACUGAGGAGCAGAAACAGAUACUGGCUGGGAGGCUGAUCAUUGCUGCGUCACAGGGUCAGACCGGCGAAGUGCGGGCACUCCUGGAUGCGGGGUCGCCAGUCAACGCGACAGACGCCAGUGGCGACACUGCCCUGCAUGAAGCAGUGAUGAAUGGCCACGAAGAAACUGUCAAGUGCCUGAUUGAUGCCGGGGCAGAUGUCAACGUCAGAGACUCGGAUGGGAUGACGCCUCUGCACUGGGCUGCAUGUAGAGGUGGCGAGCAGCACAUUGUAUGGAUGCUACUGGCGGCAUCAGCUUGUGUAGAUGUCCAGGACGAUGCGGGGGAGACUCCACUCCAUGUGGCUGCCAGAUGGGGGUGUGCAUAUGCAGCAAAGGCACUUCUGCUGGCUGGUGCGAGGAGGGACAUAAGGGAUAACAGUGGGCAGACACCUGCGGAUGUGGCAGAAGCAGACGCGGUACAACUAUUUAGCACUGAACAAAUCUUGUGA